AUGGUCGCUGAGAUGUUGCAGCUCGAGGCUGCCACCCAGCCAGACUUGUAUUUCCAGGGAGACUUCCUGGACAAUCAGGACUUUGACGCAAUGGGCAGCAGCCUCGACAGCUUUGGCAUUCAGGGAGGCUCCACGGUGCGGGUGCGUGGGACCUCCGAGUUGCCUUUGCUUUGGAAAGGCCGAGGGGCGAUGACGAGCCGGCGCUCCGAGUUCUUAGAGUCCAACGCAGCACUUUGCCUCAUCGACCAGUGCCAGGCCGGCCAGCUGCUGGCAUGGUUUGAGGACAUGGAGCCAAGUACGCCACGCGCCCAUGAGGUGCUCCACCCUGGCACUGGCAAGGGCCAUUGUGACUCUGUGUCAGCCCUGUCCAAUCUCCUUUCAGAGAGUGAGUGCGAAUCCAUCGCCCAGGAAUCUGAGCGGCUAGCCGUGGCACCCAUGGACGUGAAGUGCAUUCGGGGCACUCGACGCUAUCAGCGCGUGAUUGUUCAGGAUGAGGAACUGGCCAAACACCUUUGGACGCGAGCAAAGCCUGCGGUCCAGGCGGCUCUCGCAGGACAGAGCCUGAGGCCCCUGGGGUUUGGCUGCGUGCAGGGCGACUGGGAGUUGGAAGGACUGAACCCCUGCUUCCGAGUGAACUCCUAUGGGGCUGGCGGAUGCCUAAAGCCGCACCGCGACGCGCCCUUCAGCCCCGAAGCCAACGUAAGAAGCCUAUGCACCCUGCUCAUUCCGCUCAGCUCCGUGGGACGGACUCGCUUCUUCCAUCCCGUGCAAGACAAAGACUUCCGUGGAAUGACCCUGAAAGAGGAGCUCGAGGCAAGAGGCGGGCUGGAUACCGGCUUCCAGGCCCUUGACGUCUGUCUCACAGCUGGCUGUGGGCUGCUCUUUGGCCAGAGCUUGCUGCACGAGGGUAUCCCGGCAGAGGGCUCCCAGCAGAAGAUGCUGCUGAGAACCGACGUGCUCGUGCGGAGGAGGCCGCCCAUCCCCGGCGUGCUGCUCACAGAAGUCGAGCGGAAGGACCAAGUCCUGGCCCUGCAAUGGUUCAGGGAGGCGCAGCAUCGAGACUUGAAAGAGGAGCCGAGCAACGACUUCUACGAGCGGGCGCUCUCCUACCGCUACUUCCACCCAAGUCCGGAGGAUGCCAAGGAUUCCUGGGAUGCCCUUAAGGCGACCCACGGGUGUCCGGAGACCCACGCCAAGCCGCUUUGGGAUGACCCUGAGCCCUUGCUGCCCAACCCACUGUUGGAGAAGUUCCCUCGUUUCGCCCUGCCCUCUUUGGCUUUCCUAAAGGGUCCGGUGGCGGCUUUUCGACUUGACCCCGAGAAAUCCGAGAAGCCAGCCCCUCAGAGCGAGGGAUACAGAGACUCGACAAGUGGUGCGGAAUGGGGUCCGAGCACGGCGAAGCACCUCCGCGCUUCAGCCAUGUACGCCUUGCACCUACUUGGGCACCAGGGCUACGGCGAGGAAAUGUACACCGUGGACUUCGAUCCGAAGACUCAGCAGGUGACGGCAUUGCCGCUUGUCGAGCUUCUUCAUGCCGCGUUCGAGGGUCGACCUUGUCAUGGGGCCGCCUACAACGUUGCUCCGAGCCGCGGCUCCCCAGAGAAGGACUUUGAGGCGGCCGUGGACAGGACGCACAUGGCCUUGCGGCAUAGCUGCGUGCACAUCGGGCAGGACCUCCUGGCUGGUUUCAAAAGCGAAGCUUAUUCGAACAGUGACCUCCGCGAGGCGGGUGAGGACUUUGAGCUGAUAGACUUCAACCAACGGAUCUGGAACGAGUACAAGGAGGCGUUCAACGACCAGCCCCGCGAGAAGCAGUUUGAGAUGUCGCGUGCGAGACCCGAAGCGGACUGGCAAAAGUAUCUGUCGAGCUUGCUUGCAGAGAAGGCUGGCGUUCCCGGCUUGGACCUGAUUGCCCUUGCGGACGGGAACAGCGUCCUUCUCGAGGACUUCACGGGGCCGCCUGUCGAGAGGACGGAUCACAUCUCCGUCAAGGCUUGGCCGAUGAACCAUUUGGUUUUCGACUUCAACAAGCACCAACUGGUGGUUCGGGCUGCCCAGGCGACGCCACCCAAUGCGUUUUACGACUCAGAGGCUUUGUGGCUGGAGCUUUUGCAGCAAUGGCGAUCGGCCGGCCAGUCUGAUUGCGCAUUCACCCUCCCCAUACGAUGCGAGCAAUCGGGCAUACUCGCCGACAUGACAUUGAUCAAGGACACAGCUACCACUCUGGCCGUCAUCCUUGGGCCAGAGGUUCGGGACAUCGUCUUCGACGCCGAUCGGCAGGCCCACUUAUGGCGAGGUGCCCACAUCUUGCCUCGAGCUUCUUUGGAGGUCAUCGAUGGCAGGCUGCAGUUUCUGGACAGAUACGGCAUCAUGAACUGUUACGAGAUCUGGAUCGCCGCGUAUGAGGCAGAGCUCGAAAGUUUCUUGGCUUCUCCGGGACAUGCCUUCGAGCGCUAUGAGGUUUCCCUCACAGAGCUCGCACGACCAGGGACUGCUUUCCACCACGCUGGCGAGAUGAAUGGCAUCGACUGGACGUUGCAACAUGGUCUUGGAGUUAUGGUGUUGAGGGUUGUCGAGGGUUGGCGUUUAACAAUGUGUAGCAUCUUCAGCUGGGACCUGCCUGCACUGGGUCUGCAGGCUCGGUGA
Symbiodinium natans is the source of this 2646-nucleotide messenger RNA. The record is from the annotation of a GenBank genome assembly. Lineage: Eukaryota; Dinophyceae; Suessiales; Symbiodiniaceae.